GUUCGCAGUUUUUUCGUCAAUUAUAUGGCUUCUCGCAGUGGCAUCUCCCAGCCAAGGAGCAAAUAUACUGGGUGUCUACAGUGCCCUGAGUCCAUCGCAUCUGAUCAUCCAUAUGUCCACGGCCAAGGCUCUGGCCGAGGCAGGACACAAUGUCACCGUGGUAUCGAUGAUGCAGCCCAAGGUGAUGCACAAGGACAUCCAUCUGAUUGUGGUGCCAGUGACGAAGGAGCAGGAGCGUACGCUGGAGAAUCAAAUGGCCAGUAUGGCCGACAGGAAUAACAUCAUAACCACCAUGUAUCUACUCUUAAAUGGCCUGGAUGUGAUGGUCACUUCACAGGCUGAUCUGCUAAAGGAUCCGAGAUUCCAACGCGUUUUCCAGACCAAAUUCGAUUUGAUGAUAUUGGGCUCGUUUUUCAACGACUUUAAAUUGGGAGUUGCUGGCAAGCUGAAGGUACCCGUAAUAGUCGACUGGAUGAUGCUGUCGAACACCAUGAUCGAUGAGUUUGUGGCCAAUCCCUCGGAGGUAUCCUAUGUGCCCAAUGAGUCAACUUUUGCCACCACACCCAUGUCCUUCUUCAAGCGAGCCGAGAACUUGGUAAAGCAUGUGAUUCUUAAAUACUUGACGAUACGCUUUAAUUACAAGUUUGACCGCAUCUAUAAUGAAAUCUUUACGGAUAAAGAUAUGCCAACGCUCAGUGAGAUAAAAAAAAAUAUAUCCAUGGUCUUGGUCGGUUUCCAUUUGAUCAGCGACGGCCCAAUACGACCUCUGGUACCAGCUAUUAUUGAAGUUGGAGGUAUACAGGUGAAAGAGCAGCCAGAUCCGCUGCCCCAGGACAUUGCACAGUUCUUAGAGAACUCCAGCCAAGGAGCGAUAUUUCUGUCAUUUGGUUCCAACAUAAAGAGUUACAUGGUCAAGCCGGAAAUCGUUGGAAUCAUGUUCAAAGUGCUCUCCGGCCUGAAACAGAAUGUUAUUUGGAAAUGGGAGGAUCUAGAGAAUACGCCAGGCAAUGCCUCAAACAUUUUCUACAAGGACUGGCUGCCACAAGAUGAUAUCCUGGCACAUCCGAACACCAAACUCUUUGUCACACAUGCCGGCAAGGGCAGCAUCACUGUAUCCCAGUACCAUGGAGUCCCUAUGGUGGCACUGCCCAUUUUCGGUGACCAGCCAUUGAAUGCGGCUCUAAUGGUAAAUUCAGGAUAUGGCGUUACACUCGAUUUGCAGACCAUCACCGAAGCUACUUUCCGCGAGGCCAUCAACGAGGUCCUGCAAAACGACAAGUACACUCAAGCGGUUCGCAAAUUCUCCGGUCUGUACAGGGAUCGACCUUUAACCCCCAAGCAAUCUGUUCUUUUCUGGGUGGAUUACGUUCUGAGGCACCGUGGUGCCCCAAAUUUGCAGAGUCCAGCGGUGCAUAUGGGAUUUGUUCAGCUACACAACUUGGAUAUCUACGCCUUGGUGCUUGCGAUCUUGAUAUUCUUAGUUUUCCUAACUCAGCUAGCUGUGAAAUCUUUGCUUGUAAAGCUACUGGGAAAAGCUAAAGUUCCAGCAAGAAAGAAGAAACAAUAGUUAUUAAUGUAUAUUUUUCAAAGUGCAGCUCAACUUAAAAAUGUAUAAAAAUUGCUGUUUACAAAUUGGGCUUAAAUUUGUAUGUUGAUUGUAAAGUAUAUUAAGUAUAGAUUAAAACUAUGAUAAAUAUAUAAAAGAAA
Molecule: messenger RNA, 1707 nt
Organism: Drosophila sechellia
Lineage: Eukaryota; Metazoa; Arthropoda; Insecta; Diptera; Drosophilidae
Gene: Ugt37C1
Product: UDP-glycosyltransferase family 37 member C1
Molecular function (GO): UDP-glycosyltransferase activity
Source: RefSeq, a predicted model, not a curated record